This is a messenger RNA of Colossoma macropomum (tambaqui), 2240 nucleotides long. It is a transcript of the gene tapbp.1, whose product is annotated as TAP binding protein (tapasin), tandem duplicate 1. NCBI's taxonomy places the organism in Eukaryota, Metazoa, Chordata, Actinopteri, Characiformes, Serrasalmidae. The coding region runs from base 145 to 1470 and encodes 441 amino acids. Gene Ontology annotation, cellular component: membrane. The transcript is spliced from 8 exons. Gene Ontology annotation, biological process: antigen processing and presentation of endogenous peptide antigen via MHC class I. The record is from RefSeq and is a predicted model, not a curated record.
GCGCAUGCGCAGUGCACGCAUUUUCCAAGUGAAACUGAAAUGUAGUGCGUCUGGGGUAUUUCGGGAAGUCCAUAUGUGUUCAGUGUUCUUUUGGUGACACCGAAACCGUACAAGCAGUCUGAUUAUUAAUCGAGCGAAGAAAACAUGUCUAAUGUUUCGACAAUCUACAAGAUCUCUGUAAUCGCCUUUGUAUUGUUCGUCGGUGCCUCUAGUUUAGAAUGUUCGGUGUUGGAGUGCUGGUUUGUGCAGGAGAAGCCAGGCCGUGGAGGGGGCUUCUCUGCUGCAAUGAGCCAAGAGAAAUCCGUGAUCUAUAUCAGAACAGACCCAGAUAGUGAGAAGACCCAACAGAAACCUCCAUCAGAUAUCGAUCCCUCCAGAAUUUACCAUGUCAUUGAUGCUGCUGCCACUUUCUGCAGCUCUGCCCUCCAGCCACCUGAAGGCUCUCUAACCAGACCUCAAUGUGAGAUAAACCCAUUCACUCCUCAAGCGUCUAUGGUUAAAUGGGCUGCAGCACUCACUGAGACAGCCAAGAGCCCCACCUACCUGGAUGCUGAUUGGUUUUCUGUAGCAGCACAGGGCCUUGAUGGACAGCUAACACUGUCCAAUGUGAUGCGAGCUUCAUCUGCUUCUAGGGAACCAAGUGUAAUCCUUAGUGUCUCCAGUAAAACUGCCUCAAUCCGCGCUAGACUUGGGCAGCCAGUUCUUUUAGACUGUGGGUUCUGGGUAGACCCAUCCUCCCCACUUUACGGUUCUGGCUUUGCUGUGGAAUGGCGCUACCAGUUCCGUGGUGAAGGGAGGCUGAUUAUAGCCUAUGAUGGCAAGAGUGAUCGCUUUGCUGAGACAUUGGAGACAGGUGCUGAUUUGGACAUCACCGCUCUUUAUAAGUCAGGAAACGCAUCACUGGUACUGGAAGAGGCUCAAGUAAGGCAUUCUGGGACCUAUAUCUGCACCAUUUAUCUACCACACCUUCUGGCUCAGGUGGCCAUGGAACUGGAGAUAGUUGAGCCUCCAUCUCUUGCCAUCUAUCCGUCCCCUCUUCCCCUCUCUGCACCUGAGCAAGUGGUGUCAGUUCAGUGUGAGGCUUCAGGUUUUGCGCCUCUUUCUCUGGACCUGGCCUGGGAAUUCACGGGAGCUGAUGGUAAAAGGCGAUCCCUUGGGCAAGGCAGCGUGACAGGUCACAGGCAGGCCGCUGAUGGUACCUACAGCCAAAGCACUCGUCUAGAGCUGGAGUCCACCAAGCUGGGGCUUGGCCGUGGUGGUGAAGUCACCUGCGUGGCCUAUCACCAGGGAGGAUCUAGACGGGCUAGUGUGACACUGAACAUCAUUGGUGUCAGUGCUCCUUCCAUAGAGGACUCCAUGGCAAUGGUUGCUGUGGCACUUGUGCUUUAUGGUGUAAUAAAGGUUUUUUUCUGGACUUUCAAAUCUACAGAUGGCAACAAACCAGACCCAAAUGAUAAGAAGGACAAGUAAUCUUGAUGCUCAAAAUUCCUGGAAGUCCUGAUCUGCAGAUACUGAAAGAAGCUACACCUUACUCAAAAUUUUUGUCACAUUCUAUAUUUUUCCCUAAAUGCUGUAAUAACCCCCUGUUCUGUCUUAGAUCUACAGUGCCUGAAGCUUCUUUGAAAUCACUAUUAAAACACAAUUUUGCAAUAUUGCCUUUUGUAGGAUUUACAGUUGUAAGCGGUAGGUUUAUGUCUGUUAUUAUUGCCUUUUUUAUUUAUCUGUUUGUAGUUAUUUUAUUCAUUUUGGUUUUUUCAGUACUUAUUCCUUAUUGUUCUGUUUUUAUGUCUUAAUUGGGGUUUUGUUUCAUUAACCGCUGCUGUUUUAAGUAUGUUUUCUUGCAUUGUAUUUGCUUCAGUUGCUAUCCUGUUUAUUGUUUGGUGUUUCUUUAUGACAUUUAACUACUUAUACUUUUGAAUUCUGUUUUCCCACUGCUUCAAUUUUAAUUUGCUUAGAUUUUUUAUGAUUCAGCGUUGUAAAGUACAUUGAGCUGUUCCAGUUCUAAGUGCUAUGUAAAUAAUGUUUUUAUUCUAGGAUUAUUUACUAGCUUUUCUUUCAUCUGCUCAGUCAGUGUAAGUAAUACCCUCAAAAUGAUUGCACACAUUCUAAUUUGACUUGUAUUUACCUGUUCAAUUUCAAAGUACAUGUCUGAUUUGAAAUGUAUGUGGAUGUGUUCUAUUCUUAACAAGAAGCAAAUCUGGUUGUAAUGCACAAAUUCAAAAUAAAAAUCUAUGUAAAUA